AUGGAUGUGUUUGAGGCUCUGCCUGCGAAGCAGCCUCCCGCCACGGAGUUCAGACCGAUCUCAGAAGGAACGCCAUGCCAAGCAAAGCAAGCAGACACGGGUGCCGAGAUGGAAUGGGUGUUGGACGAGGUCUUCGACCCCCCGCGGCGCUUCCAGAGCUCCAGCUCCUUCCCGCCGGAAGCAACCGCCGCCGUCCGCGCUGCGCCAAGGCAGGAGAGUGAGCUGCUGGGGUGCCUUUCUUGUGGCUCAGCAGUGAUGGCCACCGGAACUUGCGGGCCUUACUUGCAGUGCAAAGUUGCAGAGACUGUUGCCGAGCCGCUGGGGAAAGCACGGCCGGAGUUUGGUUUCGUUCUGCAGCAGCUGGACGGGCUGCCUUUGUUCACGCCUGCAGAGCCAGGCCAUGUUCACAUGGUCGACGAGCAAUUUGACCCGGCCAAAACAUUUGUCUGCGCCCCAUCUUUUCCGAAGACCUCGAUGGCAGCAGUUCGGUUGGCACCAACACCAGACAGCGAACUGGUCACCACACUUCCAUUCGGGUCACAAGUGCAAGCAACAGCAAGUGCCGGAACAUAUUUGCAGUUCAGGUUGCAAGAUGCUUGUGCUGAAGGAGGGUCGAAAUUGGUCUGGGUGCCGCGGGUGCUUGGUGAUGUGGUUUUGUUCGUGGAGCACAAGGAUCCGAACUCAACGGAUGUUGAUCAAGGUCCUUCCGGUUUGACGGCUGAGGCUGCCAUUUGUGAGCAGACCGACCAGAUCAAUCGAUUUCAGCAGUGGUGGGCAGAUGGUCACGGUGAAGCAGCAGCUGCGGGCCACUCCAUAUUGUCACUAGUUGACCGGUCUGUUCUGCAAGAAGUGGUGUCAGCCGGCGCAAACUACCACAACUGUUUGAGUGCGGACCGGUUAGAUGGGUUGCAGAGAUUGGUGACCAAGUCCCGGAAACCAGGCUUAGAUGCUUUGCGUCGAGCUUUGCUGACCAAAGGGGGGGCCAAGAGCCAGGCCCGUGCAGUAGGCACCGUCCUUUUCAAGGAAGCCCUCGCAAUUUUCACGGGCCCGAAGACGGAGAAGACAGGCCCGCUUGCAGACGACACAGGUAAUCCAUCUGUCGCUGACGCCACAAUGCCCGAGCAGGGUUGUGUUGGUGAGAGUCAGCACGAGGUGAUAUUAGACGAGGUCUACCUUCCUCCCAGGCGAUUUGUUUGUUCGGCUGCCUUCCCGCAGGAUGCCACUGUGGCAGUGCGAGCUGUUCCUGACUCUGCAGGGGAUCUGUUGACCAGCUUGCCGUAUGGCUCAGAAAUCUUGGCGAUUGGAUCACGCAACUCCUAUCUACAGUUCAGAUUGGAAGACGAGGCUGGAUCACGAUUGGUCUGGGUGCCGCGAGUACUUGGUGAUUUGGUUUUGUUUGUGGAGCAGAAGGAUCCAAAGCCAACAGAUGCUGAUCAAGGUCCUUCCAGUUUGUCUGCUGAGGCUGCCAUUUGUGAGCAGACCAACCAGAUCAAUCGAUUUCAGCAGUGGUGGGCAGAUGGUCACGGUGAAGCAGCAGCUGUGGGCCACUCCAUAUUGUCACUAGUUGACCGGUCUGUUCUGCAAGAAGUGGUGUCAGCCGGCGCAAACUACCACAACUGUUUGAGUGCGGACCGGUUAGAUGGGUUGCAGAGAUUGGUGACCCAGUCCCGGAAACCAGGCUUAGAUGCUUUGCGUCGAGCUUUGCUGACCAAAGGGGGGGCCAAGAGCCAGGCCCGUGCAGUAGGCACCGUCCUCUUCAAGGAAGCCCUCGCAAUUUUCACGGGCCCGAAGACGGAGAAGACAGGCCCGCUUGCAGACGACACAGGUAAUCCAUCUGUCGCUGACGCCACAAUGCCCGAGCAGGGUUGUGUUGGCGAGAGUCAGCACGAGGUGAUAUUAGACGAGGUCUACCUUCCUCCCAGGCGAUUUGUUUGUUCGGAUGCCUUCCCGCAGGAUGCCACUGUGGCAGUGCGAGCUGUUCCUGACUCUGCAGGGGAUCUGUUGACCAGCUUGCCGUACGGGUCAGAAAUCUUGGCGAUUGGAUCACGCAACUCCUAUCUACAGUUCAGAUUGGAAGACGAGGCUGGAUCACGAUUGGUCUGGGUGCCGCGAGUACUUGGUGAUUUGGUUUUGUUUGUGGAGCAGAAGGAUCCAAAGCCAAUGGUUGCUGAUCAAGGUCCUUCCAGUUUGUCUGCUGAGGCUGCCAUUUGUGAGCAGACCAACCAGAUCAAUCGAUUUCAGCAGUGGUGGGCAGAUGGUCACGGUGAAGCAGCAGCUGCGGGCCACUCCAUAUUGUCACUAGUUGACCGGUCUGUUCUGCAAGAAGUGGUGUCAGCCGGCGCAAACUACCACAACUAUCUGAGUGCGGACCGGUUAGAUGGGUUACAGAGAUUGGUGGACAAGUCCCGGAAACCAGGCUUAGAUGCUUUGCGUCGAGCUUUGCUGACCAAAGGGGGGGCCAAGAGCCAGGCCCGUGCAGUAGGCACCGUCCUCUUCAAGGAAGCCCUCGCAAUUUUCACGGGCCCGAAGACGGAGAAGACAGGCCCGCUUGCAGACGACACAGGUAAUCCAUCUGUCGCUGACGCCACAAUGCCCGAGCAGGGUUGUGUUGGUGAGAGUCAGCACGAGUUUAUAUUAGACGAGGUCUACCUUCCUCCCAGGCGAUUUGUUUGUUCGGAUGCCUUCCCGCAGGAUGCCACUGUGGCAGUGCGAGCUGUUCCUGACUCUGCAGGGGAUCUGUUGACCAGCUUGCCGUACGGGUCAGAAAUCUUGGCGAUUGGAUCACGCAACUCCUAUCUACAGUUCAGAUUGGAAGACGAGGCUGGAUCACGAUUGGUCUGGGUGCCGCGAGUACUUGGUGAUUUGGUUUUGUUUGUGGAGCAGAAGGAUCCAAAGCCAAUGGUUGCUGAUCAAGGUCCUUCCAGUUUGUCUGCUGAGGCUGCCAUUUGUGAGCAGACCAACCAGAUCAAUCGAUUUCAGCAGUGGUGGGCAGAUGGUCACGGUGAAGCAGCAGCUGCGGGCCACUCCAUAUUGUCACUAGUUGACCGGUCUGUUCUGCAAGAAGUGGUGUCAGCCGGCGCAAACUACCACAACUAUCUGAGUGCGGACCGGUUAGAUGGGUUACAGAGAUUGGUGGACAAGUCCCGGAAACCAGGCUUAGAUGCUUUGCGUCGAGCUUUGCUGACCAAAGGGGGGGCCAAGAGCCAGGCCCGUGCAGUAGGCACCGUCCUCUUCAAGGAAGCCCUCGCAAUUUUCACGGGCCCGAAGACGGAGAAGACAGGCCCGCUUGCAGACGACACAGGUAAUACAUCUGUCGCUGACGCCACAAUGCCCGAGCAGGGUUGUGUUGGUGAGAGUCAGCACGAGGUGAUAUUAGACGAGGUCUACCAUCCUCCCAGGCGAUUUGUUUGCUCAGAUGCGUUCCCCGCUGAAGCGACCGUGGCAGUGCGGUCUGGACCCACGCAGGAGAGUGAGUUGCUGACCUGCCUUCCCUUUGGCAUAGAGAUCUUUGCGACCGGCCGUUCUGGCGACUUCCUUCAGUUUCAGCUCGAGGAGUGCCACGGUUGCUAUGCCUAUGUACCUCUGGUGUUCCAGGGCCAUCAGCUUUUCGUACCCAAAGCCCCCGCGGCGCAUGCAGUGCCGCCUGCAGCACCCGCUGAAGGGGGCCGUGUUGCAGACCUGGAACGGCGCGUGGCUGUUCAGGAGCAGAUCAUCCAAGGGCUGCAGGCUGAGCUCUGCAGUUUGCGCGCUCACAUGAGCGCGAUUGCGACAGCUUUUGGGGCUUUCUCCCCGAAGUUGUAG
Symbiodinium natans is the source of this 3801-nucleotide messenger RNA. The record is from the annotation of a GenBank genome assembly. Lineage: Eukaryota; Dinophyceae; Suessiales; Symbiodiniaceae.